CGCCCUUUCCUCUCGUGGCUGACGGCCGUAUGGAACGGACGGACGGACGGAUGUCCGUCACGAUUACUCGACGCUUUCGCGCUGCCGCCGACAGUUUCGACGGCGAUAUCGCGCGCGGCUAAUUGCAGCGACGUAACGAUAUUAUUGUCGCUCGUAAUGCGCGAAAAUCGACGUAGCGUGACGAGAGCGGCGCGAGGGUAGGUGGGCUCGCGGGCAGGAGGGAGGACGGAGAGACAGUCGCGUGGAAAGAAUUGUGGAAGCGCAUACGGGCGCGCGCGCGCGCGCGCGCUGCACGCUUGACGCAAUCGCUCCGAUGCCAUACGGGACGACUAUCAGCUGUCUCUGUCCAGUGGUCGCGGUGCUCCAUCUUCCCCUCUCCCCGCGCUCUGCUAUCUCUCGUCCGCCUAUAUCUCGUUUUUUAGCGUCACAUUAUCGCCGUCAUUCUUCCUCGUUGCACCGAAAAUGAGCCUCUUUGUCCGUUUUCAUUUUCCGUUUCGAUUGGUUUCUCGAUAAACGUUGGAAACGAGCCGUCAACAAGCCGCCAGAUAAAAUGCACCUCCCUAGCUGGUAUCCCUCGAUGCAUCGGACUCGCGCAUCAUUCGCCGCUCGCUUUCGGAGCCGUGCUCCGCGGUGCUCCGAUUGGUCCCUUCGAACCUUCCUCUCUGCUCACUCUCGGAGAUCUCGGGGCUGCUCUAGUUUCGUGUUGCUCUUGUGCAGUAGCCGCCGACUGGUUCGCUUCGCGGCCGAUGCUCGUGCUCGUACGCACCUCACCUGAAAUAGCCGUCGUUUCUCUUUAAACGCGAGCCGAACCUGUUCAUUUUUUUACGGUCGGCACGGCACGGCGCGUUUAAUCCCCCCGCUGUAUCGCGGCUCCGCGUUAUUUUGCGCGGAAGUUAAUUGGAGAAUAUCGCGCGCACACAGAUAACGCGGAGAUCUCGUCGACGGAUUUUUUUUUCCUUUACGAGUUAACGUUAAAAGCGGAGAAAUACACGCCGCACGUUAAAUUAUGUAGGUAAUAUUUGCUCGCUCGGUGCGCGUUCUCACCAAGAGAAACUCUUUUUGUUUCUUCUCCUUACGUUUCUUUCUCUCUCUCGCUCAACUUUUCAAACGACACGUUGGAAUGUACGGGGGACGCUUUUUAUGUCGUUUAGCGUAACAGAUCCAACGCGCAACCAAUAAUAACCAAUCCGGCGUUUCUCGCGACGCGACGGGACUACUUUUACGCGCCAGCCCUUUUGAAAUCUUGGCUUUCCUUUUCCCCAUCCUCCAUCCUGAGUUUUUAAUACGCGGUCGCGUCAUCAGAUCGCGUUUAUCAGAUCGCUGCCAUUUGUUGGUGAAACUUUCAUUUUAAAUGUCCACUUGCGACCGUCUUUAAUCUCAGUGAUUGGACGUUCUACAUUUUGUUGAUUUUUUUAUCGCUAGUGGCCAAAUCUAUCGAUAUCGCGUAGUCUUUAUCGAAAAGUAAAUUAUAGUGCUGUAUCGCUGUUUUUGUCCAUUACUUCUUGACUAGAAAGAUAAAAAAAAUUUCUCGUCGUAUCGUUUCCGUUCGAGAUGAGUCAGAAACGAGUCUGACAAUCGAUUUGGAUCGAUUACUUCAAGGAGGAAGGGGCAGGGAAACAUACAUAUAUAUAUUUCUUUACGAAUUCGUGAAAACAACGAUUCAAGUAUGACGCUGCCGCUCGUACAUUAUACGUGAAACAGAGCGAAGUCAAUUCUUUAUCGCGCGAGUAGCAGUGUCCGUGACAGCGUUAAUUCCCGUGUAAUUAAGCGCAGAGCGACCUAGUAUUUGUAUCUGCACUGUAGAUCUAUGUCGUAAGAGCGCGUAGAAUGGAAAAUUUCAGUAGUCAAUAAUAAAUAGCUGUGCGAUAAUAUUUUGUCCGCGGUCUGCUCAGCUCAGUUCAAAGUUCUAGUUUUCAUCUCGAAUGAGCCGCUUAUUUUCCGACAUGUAUUUACACGUAUUUUGCCGGUUGCUCUGAUGCUACGCAUCAAUUAUUCAUUAUUAAUUAUUCAUCAUUAAUUAUCAUUAAUUAAUCUCGCUAAUCUCAUAUCGAUUGUUGAAUUUGGUUCGGGUACGUUAACUCGAUUCGAUUGCCUCGUACGGGAUUACGAUUAUGCUACGUGACUCUCCAGCAUCAUUUUAUCAUUUCCCUUUGCCUGCCCGAAACAUUUACUCGAGACGAAGCUUUAUCAUCGACGAAGAAAUUCUCCUCGCGGGCCGCGAGCGUGACACGCGUGAAAAUAACCGACCUGCUACUCGAAAACUGCGCGGCUACUAGGAAAUCGUCAGCGUCAUCACAGCGCGGGGUCAUCACGCGCGAUAGUCGGCGAGAAGCAACGGUCAAGACCGAGAUCGGCACGAUCGGCACGCCCGCCGCGCGCGCGCGCGGCGCUUUCGGCAUUUAAUUAUAAAGUACUUGCGCUUGCGCGGGGUUAUCGGUAUCGUUACUUGCGAGCGCAAUAUAAUCGUUGCGCAUGAUCACUUCCGUCAUCUCGCAACGGCUCUGCUUUUCCGUUCUGUCUCGAAAAUCGAUUCAUCUCGUCGUAAGCGAGUAAUCUCUCUGCUUGACAUUACGCACUUUACGCAACAGCGAAAGAAAUCUCGAGAUUUGCCGGCGGCAGACUAAAAACGAUCAAGUGAAAUAAUGAUCAAACGAUCAUUGCGUCAUGAAUAAUGAAGUAACGCGUAACUUGUUGAUCGCGCUGCCAGGAUGUAAGGCACGUCACGAAUUUAGAGGAGCAGAAAAGGCUACCAUUCGACUCGCGUCGAAUGAUGAUUGAUAGUAGGGCGAAGAGGGUGGAGGAAGGCGGAGAGCCACUACGUCAAUUAUUAACGUCUGUAGAGACAGUUAUUUCUCCGUACAGGCGAUGAUAAGCGCAAGGGGGAGCUUUCUCCGCUUCGGGCUACACUUUUCGCUGGCGCGACUUCUACACGGUGUCCCACUUGCGUUAUUUGUCAACGAUAGGGUCCCUCGGAGACUCUAUGAUGUUUCCUAGGAAAGGUCAAGGUAGCUACGGCUACUUUCGAGUAGACAGAGAGGAAAUAAAAAUCUUCGACAAGCUAAACUCUUCAAAAAAAAAAAAGAUAAUUGGUCUUGAAUUGAUCUUGAGUCUUUCUUGAAUCUCUUUCGACUGAAAGUUUUAUUUCUGCAUGUUUGAUCGCAGACCGUAAAUAUGAGCUUCCUUGAUUUUUGCUAACGACAAAUCGGCUCUAAGCCAGGGAGCCCGCUGUUAAUCGACGAUGCGGCAAAAGUGGAACACUCUGUAUAGAACGCGACGGCGAACGCACGAUGGACAGUGGCCUUCUGGAAAGUUUCCUUUCCGAAUCGCAUGUAUAUCGCGUCGCGCUGUUGACGUUCUCAAAAGUAUAAGUAAUGAAUAAAAUGCGUACAGGACAUGCGGCGAGUCCCUGUAAAUUAUUCUUAGACGUUUGGUAAUCCGUACUAUCGAUAAGUCGAGAAUGUUAUCACGUUUUCUCUCGCGUAAAGGAAUUGAUUAGAAUCGAUUGACGUUAAUAACGUCACGAGCAGCGACAUUUCCUGCCGAUGGUUCAAAGUCUAACUCGUCGGGCAAAGCCAAAAAUACGCGCUAAAUUACCAAAUUCGGCUGGAGGGUAAUUGCGGUUUGGGAGAGUCUCAUUGCGUCAUCCUGUAGGGACGAGCGAGGCGACCGCGCUUGCUACCUUGCUUGGUAACUUUGACAAACAUCCAGGUAUUCCCCAGUCGAAGUGGCGCGAGUAUUGCAAGGAUAUCAGGGUAUUGCGGUCCGGAAAUAUUUAAUCAUUGUUUAUUUGUAAAAUGUGAGUAAAUUGUAAAAAACAUAUAUUUCGUAAAUAUUUUUUCCAUUUCUUAAUCAAAAAAUAAUUUAAUUUAAUUUCUUAAUUUAAUAAACUCCAAGCAUUACACAGAUAGUAACAUUCAUACGUAGUUACAUAUUUAUGGAAUAUUUGUGGCAAGCAUUCCCGUGAAGGCUGCGAGGUCUUGGUUACAACUAUACGUUUCCGCCUGGCAACCAUUUCCGAAAUAAUUUUCCUCGUUUUUGUCUCGUUAGCGUUUUCGGAUUUCGACCGGAUCAAGGACAACGUGUUGCACGUGUCGUGUCGUGUCGUGUCGUGUCGUGUCGUGUCGUGUCAUGUCAUGCCAUGCCGUGAUGCAUUUGUGCGUUCGCUGCAUUUCGCGGUUGCCACGGUUGCAAGCUUGACCAUCUUGCUCGAUGUGGCGAGACAAUGCCGGACAAAAGAUCGCGGUUCGUUCGCGUACAAUGCUUUCUUUUGUUCCGCUUGAGCGCGCUACUUAAUUGGUGGUCGCGUUAUCUUGCGCGAUAGGGAUGCUCGAAUGAUCACGGGCGACCACCAGGCCUUCACAUUACCAGGAAAUUCUUAGGCGCAACCGCAUAUUGACCUACUUACUUCGUUUCCGUUGAAAACUUUCAUUAGACGUGAGACGGAAGAGAGGAAGGAAUUUAUAAUUUGUUAAUUUUUCGAAAACUAUUUGAUAACGGAAUAAUGUUGCAUAAGAAUGUUGCAUAAGUUGUUUAUUUCAUUAUGACUUUAUUCUCGUUAUGAAAGUAUUAAAGUUGUGUUGCCUGCGUACGUGCCGAUGCAAACGUAUGCUAAUUACUUUAGUUUUUGCCCUGUAUCGUUGCUGGCUACGACCAAAGAUCAUUAUCUGCGUUUCUGUGAAUACCAUCGCUUCUAUCUCGACUACCAUGCUGUCUCUCUCUUCUCGAAAAUUUCAUUUUAGGUUUUUUUUAUUCUGCUAUUGCUACAUUACAAAAGUACGAAGAUGGAAAAUAUGGAUUCAAAUUAUUAUCUUAAUUCCUUCCAUGAAAAUUAUGUUAAAAAUUCACAACUGUAAUUGAAACUCAUCAAAAUACGUAAAAAGUUCAUGUAAAUAAUAAUUUAGAUACCCGAAAAUUUUCGCUCGGUAACUUUGUCAUGUCGCGCGCGUCGUCGAUGAUAGACUAUCGUUAUCGACAUGCAAGAUAACGAUCACUCGAAGCGUCCAGCGUGUUGCAGGAGCAAAAUCGUGUUGCUACCAGGCUUUAGUAUCGUGUGAACCUGUGCGUGAAGGUGGAUCAAACGUCGGCUCGGUGAUAGCAUGCGAGAAGAUGGGGAUGGCGACCCUCGUUGACAACUCCGGAUUUGAACUCUCGACGAAUCAGUGAGCCAGAUCGGCUAUAUUCGAUCAUCUCUGCUGAUGAACCUAAUUUUGGAUUUAGUCUUGUCGAGAUAAAACCGGACGAGGAAAAAGGUUGACCGAGAGAUAUAAUAAAAAAGAUAAGGCGAUAAGAGGAAAAAAAAUUACUACGGUGAUUGUUGUUUCUGAAGAAGAAAGAGAAAGGUGGAAGAAAGGUGGCCGAAGAAAGAAGAGGGUGAAGGAUGGAGAAAGAUGAAAAGAAAGCGAAAAGUGUCGCCAAAGAGUUAAAUGUGAAAAAGAUUGAAUUUUAAUUGAUAGAGGAAGGUGAACGAAGAGACAGUGAAAACGAAAGGCGCAAAAGGGAGGAGAGGAGAAAUAGCGGCGGGAAAACGGAAUUGGAUUUUUCUAUCGCUGAUAAAUCGCUGACGUAAUGUACAAUACGUGUGCUGAAUAUAAAGAUAAGCGAGUUUGGAAAGCAAGAAGACGCAGUAAGUAAGCAAAGAGAAGGAGGAACGGAGGAAGAUAAGGAGAACAUAGACAGAUCCAUUUAUAAAGAUCCAUUUAUAAAAUAAAAUUAGGACGAGGUUUUAUUUUUCGCCCGCCUGCGCCUCGUGUCACCAUGAAAUUCUUGACGUCACGUGGAUCAGGCAUGACCAAGAUAAAGUUUUAGCGAUAAAGUGGCAAAACUGAGCAGCUACCAUUUAUUUCAAAAUUGGAAUAAGAGGCAAAAAGUAGAGAGAGAGAGAGAGAAAGGGAGAAGGAAAGAUAUAAAGAGAGAAGGUAAAAAUACAUGAAACUUGGUUACCUAAGAAUAGAUAGAAGACACUUGCAGAUAAAACCUAGGACGUCGAACUACCGGAAAUAUGUACGUUGUCACGCGGAUUAAUGGUGAACUAAUUAGAGACUAGAAAAAAUAAUUGUUUUAGUGAAACAAACUCUCGGCUCAGAAAACAAAGAGAAGAAUAUAAGUAGAGGAAAGAAGACAGAAAAGAGCGCAAUUAAUACGCGGAAAUUCUUUAAUUUAGUCCAGACUUUACGAGGAGAUGAACGCGCGUUUGUACCAAGCAACGAGAGGAGGAGAAGGAGAAGCCGGUAGAGAGAUAGAGGAAAAAGGAGGAGGCGUCAUUCUGGGAGAUGGUCGUCAACGGCCGGGUCGUUGCUCGGAUCCGCGUGACGACAAUUGGAUCGGUAAGACAUCGCAGGGUUACGCAGCUUUCGACGGGCGUCACAUGACGGCAGGAAGCGGAAUCGAUUUUACGUCACGCGAAUUAUCGAAUCUGCCACCGCCGUUGCCACAUAGUGCGACGACCGUGCCUAGCAACAUGGACAUCUUGCCUGGCAAUAUUGCCGCUCCCUUUUCCAACAUUACGUUGCACAUUAGUGAUAAUACUGGACCGCGAGCUCGUGAUAUCGAGAUGCCAAUACCUCGUACGAACACGACGAUAAGACCCUCGUAUGCGCCCGGUAAUAGUUGCAACGCGCUAGCGUGCAAUAUUGCGCCAGUAUUGGGCAAUAACGGGCCAAUACUGUGCAAUAAUGGGCCAAUAUCAUGCAAUAUUGCGCCAGCGCCGUGCAUUAUUACUCCGACGAGCGCAAAUUGCGACAAUACACAGGCAACAUUACCGCGCAAUUCUGUUAACUUGCUCGCUCCGCAGUUGGAAACUUGCGGCAGCAGUACGACGAUCUCGAAGAACUGUCAGCUGGGUCCCGUCGACGUCGAAGAUCUCGCGAUGUAUUUCGACUCGUCGGCGGACAGUACUAAGUCGUUCCCGACGAGCAACCGUGCGAUCCAUACCAGAAGAUCGAAACAGGGGGCGAGGAUGGAUCAGACUCGACAGGACCGACGCGAUCGUUUCGACGCAGCAUCGACCUGCGAUCCGGAUCUCUAUAGCUUACGUCCUUGCGGCAACUUGGAGUCUGGCGAUCUAGGGUCUGAGAAUCCGCAGUUCUCUAGCGACCUAGCGGCCAAUGAUCCACAAACUUACGGUCCACGAAACGCGGGAUCUGGAAAUCUGAUGGAAUAUAGCGAAGUGAUGAGCAGUCUACGGCCUUGCGAGGAUCUGGAGUUCAGUAACAACUUGGGAUUCGGUCAUCCAUGUUCCUGCAACUUCGUUGAUCCGGGAGGAUUCAACAAUCUGCGACCCUGUGACGUCGAGCCUCCUCGCGAGGCCCGUGAACCGGGCCGAAGUGAUCUAGGACAGAGCUCGGAGUCAGGCAGUUGGUUCUGCAAUAAUUGUCCGGAACUGUUCAACUAUUGCAGCGAGGAGCGGUGGUUGCAGUGCCCGGCAAGCGAUCGGUGCCCCCUUUACGACACUUCGUACACUUAUGGCGCGUCUGUUUUGCCGCCGUGCAUGUACGAGAAUCUGCACCCUAGCUACAAUGAUAACUGUUAUUACCACUACACGGAAGAUGAGCAGCUCCUCGAGGAUUAUUUGAGCAACGAGAAGAGGAAGGAGAGAUCUCGGGAUGCUGCCCGCUGUAGACGUAGCCGGGAGACCGACAUCUUCGCUGAGCUCGCGGCCGCGCUUCCGAUUGCACCGGAACAGGCAGUGCACUUGGAUAAGGCCAGCGUGAUGAGAUUGGCGAUUGCUUAUCUGAAAGUCCGGGCCGUUGUGGACUCCAUUCCAGUUUCACUGGCGAAGUCCGAGUCGUCGUCCGCAGAGAUGGAUGAAUUAUUUCCAAAGGCUCUCAACGGCUUUAUAUUAGUGCUCUCCAGUGACGGCAAUAUGAUCUACCUCUCGGAGAACGUCAGCGAUUACCUCGGAGUAUCACAAAUGGACAUGAUGGGACAAAGUGUGUAUGAAUACAGCCACCCCUGCGACCACGACGAGUUACGCGAGUGCCUUUCUCUGAAACCGACAGAUAACGGUGAGGAGCGUACCUGCAGCUUCUUCUUGCGGCUCAAAUGCACUCUCACCAGCAAGGGUAGGAAGGUGAAUCUGAAGAGCGCCUCCUACAAGGUGAUUCACUGCACCGGCAGGCUAGUGAAUAUUCGUGACUCGAAUUCGAACACCAUGGAGGUGGACGACGAGGAACGAGAGAAGGAGGACGAGUCCUCCGCGGAGUGCGACACCGGCGCUUCUCUGAUACUCGUGGGCUGUCCGAUCCCGCAUCCCAGCAAUAUCGAGAUACCCCUGGGACGUCACACCUUCCUGUCGAAGCACAACCUCAACAUGAAGUUCACAUACGCCGACGAGAAGUUGGCCGAGUACUUGGGCUGGAACAGCGAGGAGCUGAUAGAUCGGUCGGUCUUCGAGUUCUACCACGCGCUCGACAAUCCGGCGUUGGACAAGUGCUUCAAGUGCUUGUUCAGCAAGGGCCAGUGCGAGACCGUGGCGUACAGAUUCCUCGGCAAAAGGGGCGGCUACGCCUGGGUCGUCACUCAGGCCACCCUCAUCCACUGCUCCAAGCAGCAGAAGCCGAUCUCCGUUGUCUGCGUCAACUACGUGUUAAGUGAGGUCGAGCACGAGGAUGAGGUGUACAGCGUACGCCAGUUGGCCGCACGUGACAGCGGCGUCGAUCUGGUGAAGUCUGAGAGGACGUUGCCGGCUCUGGUGCCGAUCGAGGGCGCUGGACCAGUGGACUCGACGAGGCAAGUGGUGCUGGACGAGGAAGUUCCUGGAGAAGACGCCGCGAACUCGAGCGUCGACGACGAGUCGAAGGGCGAGGAUCGGCCACUGGCCGUUACCGCCUCGAUCUUCCAUUCGGCCGGCGGAAAGGACGAGCAAGAACGCAAGGACGGCUCAGGGCAGGACAACGUCUUGCCGAGACCGAUUCAGGAGAAGGCGUUUGUUCAGGCCCUCAAAGAGUCUCUCGAGGAAUCGAUCAAGGAAUCCCUGAAGGAGAACGACGAGCCGGCACCCGGAAAGCGACAGAAUUGUCGAUCGCUCGCGAGGACGCCCUUCGUGUUCCAGGGUAAACCGGCGGUGGAGCGCGAUUCUUCGGGUAGCAUUGGAUGCCGUGAUCAACCGCAGGCUGUUACGAGACAUUUGUUUGCACCACUCCCACUCACCGUACAACAACAGCAGCAGCAACAACAGCAAGAGCAACCGCAACUAUCUUGUCGACCGUCACCGCAGACGGCCACGGCAAGCAUCUUCGCGCCUCGCACCGAGGACAUGAACAAGGGCUUCUUGACUUUCAGCGAGGAUCAGCCGGGUCUCACCAUGUUAAAAGACGAGCCGGAGGACCUGACACAUCUUGCGCCCACGGCCGGCGACGUGUGUGUACCCCUGGAAGACACUCCCUUCCUGUCAGAUAUGUUGGACCAGUUUAUCUUCGGCAACGACAAUUACGGCUGUCCCCUGCUGAGCCCGGGCGACACCCUGACACCGGAACUGCGCUCCGCGGAUCUCUCAGAGUCCCUAAAGGACGCAGAUUUAGUGGAUACCGGCAGGACCAAAGACGCGGCCGAUCGUCUGGCUGACAGUGACCCUUUCAUGUACGGCGACUCGCCCGGAAGCCCGUGCAGCAUCGACCCGAGUACAGUUUCACCGUCUCUUUCGAAAUACCAGCAGAGUCCUGAGCGCAGCGUGGACUCGUUAGACAGUCCUACAGGAGGUAGCGGCGGCGACGGGCUCUCUGAAGAUGAGAUGCUGAUGCUAGGUAUCAGCGACAGUGUAGGAGACGACGAGAUGGCCCUCAGAGCACCGUACAUCCCGAUGUCGGACCAAGACGAAGCACUGGAACUGCUUAUCAGCGAGGACAUGGUCAUGUGGGACUCGCCGCAAUCCGUUGACAAAGGGUCCUCGAAAUGGCUACUCGACGAUCGAGAGCAACGUGGAUCCGAGUCCACUCUGGCGCAGAUGUUACGAACCGACCAAAUGAUACUGCGGCAAUACAACGAUCACGGCGGAGGUCUAAUGAAUCCGACGCAGAUCCUCGGGCAGACAUCCAAAAAACACGCAAUUUUCGAAUCCGAUCGGUGGUCCUGCAACCAGGAACGAACCGACCGACCCAGUAAUAAGCGCCUCCAUCCCGGAAUCCAUACAGACUCCGCGAGCAAGCGUCUCAAGUGCGAAGGCUCGCUUUUCGAGCGCAUAAACCUCGAGGACCCUCUGCUGACGAGGCAGCAGCGAUCACCGACGACGCUCCACAAGAAAUCCGCACCGAUUUUCGGCAGCUCCGCCUACGGCAGUCAACUGCUGCGUCGUCUGGUUUCGUCGCAGACGUCGAGCGUCACGUCGCACGCGGUCUCCUCAUCGAACGACGGCGGCGGCGACGGCAAACGUCGCCACGACAUUCCAGAGCAGCGCAGCCGUGUCCUCGACGACAUCAUCGACCUCGCCGAGGCGGAGGGUGACCGCGGUGGGGGAGGAGGCGGGGGCAGAAGCCACGGAGACAGCCUGAACAAAUUCGAUGCGAUCAGCCGGAGGAAGUGGUCGUGCGGCGCCGGCGCCGGUGGAAGCAGCGUGCUAAUGAAUCUCCUGGUUUCCGGCUGCGACGAUCCCCUGAUGAAUUCCCGCAACGUGCCAACACUGUCAUCGAGGAACCUGACGUCCCCGCUGUCCGUCAACGUGGACAACCAGAUGGUACCGCAAUGCGCGAGCAAGAAUAACGUCACGUCUCUGCCCGAUCAUCUCAGCCCGGACACCAGGAAACACCUGAUCGGGCCGUUCACCGGCGGAGGAACGACUCCGAUAGUCUCGCCGACGACGUCCGUGAUGGCGUCGUUCGACAGCUUCGACUACGACGAGUCCGCAGGCCUGUUGCAAGUGGGGUCGGAUCUCCUCGGGAGCCUGCUCGACCGAGGUCUGGUGUGACUUAGCGGACGCGAUUUGAGCGAUUAAUCGGAGAAAUUAGAAGCUGGAUACCGGUUCGUGCGCUCUCCUCCGCAAAUAGGAUUUUAUUUUAAGUUUCCCCUCGCCCGUCCUCGUUUUGUAAUGCGUUGCGAUGUAACGUCAUGAUUUGUAUACGAUUGUUGGAUAAAUCAAUCUUGAUAAUUGAUAAAUAAAUUGUAUUUCGACGUUGCGGAGGUACUCAUGUCGCAGUCGAAGGCUGCUUUAUUCAUGAACCAAUAGUUUGGAAAAUGCUUGCAACUCCGACUCUUUAUCAGCGAAUGAAGAUCGCUGCUCAAUCAAUUCGGUUAUUACACUCACUUAUAUUUUAAUCGCUGUUAUUAUUAAUCCACUCGUGGAACUCCGUUCCAGCCAUCUGUUUAGCAGUUAAUACAUACGAGUAAUGGUAAAACAAAUUGGCAAAUUGAUUGAAAUGUAGUAAAUGUAGCGCACAACGAAUUUUAAAUCUGCUUCUAGUUUCUACGUUCAAAUGGUCAUUUAAUUUCUGGUGUUCUUCGUAACGGCACUAUCCUUCGGCCCCUCCACGUGCUGCCGGUUUCGAAUGUUUCAC
Molecule: messenger RNA, 11483 nt
Organism: Ooceraea biroi (clonal raider ant)
Lineage: Eukaryota; Metazoa; Arthropoda; Insecta; Hymenoptera; Formicidae
Gene: sima
Product: HIF-1 transcription factor component sima
Biological process (GO): cellular response to hypoxia; regulation of transcription by RNA polymerase II
Cellular component (GO): nucleus; transcription regulator complex; cytoplasm
Molecular function (GO): DNA-binding transcription factor activity, RNA polymerase II-specific; RNA polymerase II transcription regulatory region sequence-specific DNA binding; protein dimerization activity
Source: RefSeq, a predicted model, not a curated record